Molecule: messenger RNA, 8108 nt
Organism: Anopheles coustani
Lineage: Eukaryota; Metazoa; Arthropoda; Insecta; Diptera; Culicidae
Gene: PRL-1
Product: PRL-1 phosphatase
Exons: 7
Coding region: 3857-4402 (181 amino acids)
Biological process (GO): protein dephosphorylation
Cellular component (GO): nucleus
Molecular function (GO): phosphatase activity
Source: RefSeq, a predicted model, not a curated record
CGUGUGUCCGUAUGAUCUUAAAAAAAGGAAUUUCGCUCCGAAUAUCUGCAUCCUUAAAGCGACGUUGAAUUGGUGGUUCUCGCAUCAUCGACGUGUUCUUUUUUGGGCGUUCAAAAAAGAAGGAAAAAUAUCCAAUUCACCAUCCUACGGCGGGGAAAGUGUACCGACGACCCACAGGCAGGAAUUACGAGUCCCGUGGUCCAAAGUUGGAGGCGUGUGUGAUUUCGUGAGCAGUUUCCGACGGGAAUCGCAAGAAUCCUGUGGAAAUCAACGCAGUGUGAAGCAGAGCACAUUUCCAAAAAGAGGAGUGCUUGCCGCCAUUGUCGAAAAAUAGUCUGCCGUGUGUGUGGUGUGUGCUCUUUAUCAUCAUCUGCUGCGGAGCUGCCAAAAAAAAAGCAGCAGCUACCAAAAAAGUGCUGUGUCGCGUAGUGGAAGAAGAAGAAUAAGAGAAAGAGCUUUGCAUCGUAGACUGACGCGUCGCGGUCGUGUGCGUUCAGUAGUGCGAGUUUUGCGUGCGCCUGUGUCUGGAUGUGUGUGUGCGUAAGCAUCACCCUUUGUCAACGUUGUCAGUCUUCAUCUUCACCACCUCCUUCGUCGGGGCGUGUGUUUUCCUCCGCGACUCGGCAGUAGAAUCCUCCGUUGGAGAAAGCAAAGAAAGUUGAGGCCAACUUUGGAAUUAACCUACCAGCAGCUUACUUUGAAAAGCAGCAAAAAGUCUUAAAGUUGUAAAGGCUACCAAACCAGCAGUGCACCGUCGUCGACAACAGAAGUGUUCGGCUUUCUUUUCUCGCGCCGUGGCAGCCAAAGUGCAAUCACAGGGUCCUGGUGAAAGUGCAUGAAAGUGGCAGCAUUGCGAAAUACAAGCAGGGUUGGUAGUCACGUCAGUUUCGUGUUGACUAUCGCUUCUUUUAACUAAGUGUGUGAGAACGUGUACGUGAACGUGAAGCGAAGGAUUUGCUAAGAGGAGUAGAUUAAAAACCGAAGUUAAAUACCAUCAGGGAAGAAGCCUGAUCCACUUCUUCACACGCAUCCUGUUUCGUCCCGUACCUUUGUGGCGUUGCUGUCUUCGGCGGCGACGCUCGUGUCUUCUUCAGCGGCAGUUAACGCGGUUCCAAUCCGUUAUAAUCGCUAAUUCAAUGUGUAUGGCUUUAGUGCUGGUGCGGCUCGUUCCAACCUCUAUGGAGUUUCAGCUAGACAGCGCGGAAUACUGCCAGGCACAACACAAAUAAGCGAAAGGUGCGCUUUUUUCUGCCACACCUCCCUCACCACCCUGUUGCGAGUGUGAGAUUCCAACUGGAACGAGAAGGAUACGGAGUAAGGAGAAAGUCACCGGAGCGAAAGGGAGCGAGAUUGAGUGCAAGCCGUGCAAAGGGAGGAGUGCGUGAGCAAGCAGCAGCAGAGGAGGCAGCGCCGGAGAAAGCGAAUGUGAAGUAGCGCGCGAAGAUAGCUUAAGAUCGCGGUGCAGAUCAAGAGGUUGAGAGAGCUUGAAUGAGAAGCCCCGAGCUGGCGCAUACAUUGGAGAAGAAAGUGCUUCCCGACGUCGUCGCGUCCGAGCACAUGAGAUUGUUUUUGCCGUAGUAGGCGAACCGUCGGAAAACAGAACCAAAAAGCAGGCAUCGUCGUUGCCGUUUUGUGUCGACUUACCGUCAUCGUCGUGCCGUCGUCGUCGUCCUGAUUCGUGGUGUGUUCCGGAAGCCCUGGGAUUAGCCAUUCUCACCGAAUCGGAAGCGCGGACGUACUCACCUAGCGGAUCGUAGGAAGCACAUUGCAUUCAGUAUUUGCCAUCGCAACACACACCGAUCAGAUCAUUGCUUGCUUUGCUGUUACUAGACUGCUACACUACUUCAGUUUCGUCGCGAAAAGGAACUAUCCAGCCUACUACUGACCGCGCGUAUCACAACACGGUACCAACUGAGCUUUAAUAAUCCCAUCGUUUCGUCGCCGCGCUUAUGAGUUUGAUGUGUGCGGCCCCCAAUUGCUUUCUGCAACAGCGGCCAACCCGCUACCAUAAGUGUGUGCUUCAAGCGUAUCUUCGACAACUGCAGGCAAAACUCGGUGGCGUAAAAAUAAAUUGAGACUGAUUGUAAAAUAGAUCUAUUAAAAAUAGUAAAAAAAACGAACCAUCGUCUAAAUAAACCACAAGAAAUUUAAAAGUGACUCGUCAACGGAAAGAGCAGCGAGGAGGAAGAACAGAACGUUUUCCUUGGGCAAACAACGACGACGAUUGAUUUUGUAACCCAACCAACCGACCAAGUGAAAAUCGAACCGAACGGCACACAGCAAUACACACCUCCAUUCGUCCUGCUGCGGCUAUCAAGAACAACCGCCUCCCUCCCCCAAAAGCUUUGUCCGAGUUUGAUGCAGGAAGCAGCAGAAACCAUUGUUCCACCGACUUUUGGCCGACGUUUAGUCAGCGAGAACGAGUAGUGAAUCUUGUAACUGAAGAGUAGCAGCAUAUUUACGUGCAGGAGGAAUCCUAGGCGGCGGUGGAAUGCAAACAAGUGCAUAAUUUCAAACGCUUCAAGUGUAAAGAUAAACUUUUAGAUACGUGUUGCGCAUCCUUCGCUGUCUAGAAGGGAAUAGCGGAUUUUUUAAACUAACUACGUAUUGUACGCCGGAAGCAUAUCUAUAUCCCGUGGUUGUCUCAUCCCUUUUGCAACCAUCGCUUCUGACCGUGGAGCAUCGGAACGGGGGCGGAAAAUAAACAAUAUAUGCAGAGUGUGUGUAUCGCUGCGACGAAAGCGUUUUUUUGGUCAAAGCGCGCAGCUCUUUGAAUAGGCUGAAACAACAAUUCUACUGCUUUGCGUGAAGCACAGGAACAGAAGGAACAAUCUUGUUCUGUUUUUGGAACCCACUGGCCGGGGAGAACUCGCCGAUGCGAUAAAAGAUAAGCGCUGUGCGAGAAAAUAAGAUAAAUUGCCUGGUUCGGCCCGAAGGUGAUACGUGCCAGAUCGAGUGAGUUCUCUAUAGUCAACCGCGUCUGUUGCCAGAGUGUCAGCAUCAGCGUUCACCUGCAGUUUUCCAUACGCAUGAAAAGUAUAGGCGCUGGAACUGAUAGAAUUUUGAAUUAAUUUCGCCAUACGUUGCAACAUUUAGAACAACUCUAUUCCGUACCCUGAUCUACUCGUGUCUUUUAUGAGUUUCACGAAUUCUAAAGAUCGAAUACCUGUAACUUCUCCUGGAGAAAACUGAACGACCGCGGACGGACUGGUGUGUGAAGAUAAGAUAAAACAUUAGUGCUAGCUCUACCAUUCGCUGCAGUACGCGUCACCCCGCGUGCCUCGUGCCGACGUUGGGUUUUGGAAUCUUCAAUAGUGGGAUAAAACCGCACGUUCCUUCGCCACUGUUUGCCCGUUAUUUUUUUUUCCUUCGUGGAGCUACAAGAUAAAGCAACGUGCAGCGGUCGCCACUCCCGGUUGGGGACAACUACCAGGACCAUUAUUUGCGGUUGCGCAUCGGAUUUUUAAAGAUUUAUAUAGAUUUUUGUUUGGAUACUGUCCAUUUUAAGCGUUUCGUUCUGUGACACGAAUAUUGUAAGUUCAUUCAGAAUAUUAGUACUGUUAGUUUGUUCGAAGAAGAGUUCAACACGCUUGAUCGGAGGAUCACGCUACUAGAGACCACACACUCUGAGGCAUAAAGAAUCGAUUCAAGUUUUCGUUAUUUUGUUGUAAGGACGGUAAGGAGAUACACAAAGGAGAGAAAAAAAAGAAUUGUGAGCAUCUGUAAUAGCCUAAAAAGGAGAAAUUAAAUAGUAAACAAACCAAGGCGGACUCAAAGAAGAAUUCUACAUUGAAGCCACGUAACUACGAUACAAUAGAAAAAGAUUCGUUUUCGAAGAACCGUGAAAGAGAUUUUUAUGACAACCCUCAUCAUGCGUCAGAAGGAUAUCAGACCUGCUCCGGCUCGGAUCGAGUUUAAGGGAAUGAAAUUCCUGAUAACCGACCGACCAUCGGACGCCACCAUUCCCGGAUACAUUUCGGAACUGAAGAAACAUAACGUCUCGAUAGUGGUUCGCGUAUGCGAGCCAAGCUAUAAGACCGACGAGCUGGCCAAGAACGAUAUCAUCGUGCGUGAUCUCGCGUUCGAGGAUGGCACCUUCCCGCCGAACGAGAUAGUGAUGGAAUGGUUUGAAAUUUUAAAACAAAACUUUCUGUACAGAUUCCAGGAGGACCCGGAGGCGUGCGUGGCGGUGCACUGCGUGGCAGGCCUUGGCCGGGCACCGGUUCUGGUGGCACUAGCUUUGAUUGAACUAGGACUUAAGUACGAGGCAGCUGUAGAAUUGAUUAGAGAUAAACGAAGGGGUGCUAUUAAUGCCAAACAACUAUCAUACCUAGAAAAGUAUAAGCCCAAGUCACGAUUAAAGCACAAAAAUGGUCACAAGAACUCGUGCUGCGUGCAAUAAAACUAUCAAAAUUCCCACCAGUUAAAGUGUUCAUUUUAAGCAAGAGACAAAAAACCAGAUACCGAGCGGCGAAAGCAACAGCAAAACAAAGAAGUAACGCAAAUUAACGAAACACAACAAACUACUAGAUUGGUAGAAUCAAACAUGGAUUAAGUUACGACACAACCACCACCACCACCACCACCAUCAGUACAGACAAAACCACGCAAGUGGACACGGUCAUAGGCGAUGGUAGCUGGCAGCGAAUGAUCGAACGGGAGCGACAGAACACGCAUAACCGGGCCACUAGUGAGUGCAAAAACAAAUCAACAAAAACAGGUGAUAGGAUGGCGAAAUGUUCCGACAGACCGGCUGUAAGUAGAAUAGAACGGAAAGAAACGCGUGGCACGAUAGAAACGAAAGAGAGUUGAGAAAAUUAGCAGUACAUCGGCAGCUCUGGAAACGAGUUUUAAGCAAGAUAUCUUUUUGUGAGUUACAAUUAUUUAAACUUAAUUUUCAAGCGUGAUUUAUUUUGUGCCCGACGCGCCCUUGACGCCAUAAGCGGUUAAUGUGCUGUUCUGUGCUCGUGUUCGGUCAUUCUGCCCCCUUAAGAAAGGUCACCACUGAGCUCCACUACCGCACAGGAGAGGAGAAACAACCAAUUGUAUGUGUACAGCUUGUGUAUUUGUUUUAAACUAAUUAACAUUCAUUUCGAAUCCCCCCUCCUGGGUUGGGUGCCCGUAAUAUAACGCAAUGUUUCACACCUCCAUCGCACCGAAAACGACGCGGCAGAGGUCGCCAGUCCGAUUGCGGAAUGCGUCGUAGAUCACCAUCAUCCAUGAGUAUAUGUUAUGUAAUAAUUGAAAUAUUCAGUAGGGAAAGCUUAGUACCGAGAACUCCAAUUAGGACAGGGUAUGCGAGCCUAAAAUAAAAAUAUAUGGAAAGGCUUUAAUAUCAAGUCCAUUAAUAAGAAAUUGGAGGCAGGAUCUUCCUGGCAUGGAGGCGCAGGUCUUAGCGAAACGCCUGUGUUUAAGUAGCUAAUAAUUUGUAUGUACACUCCUAGAAUGCCGAAGAUGAAGGGAGAAGAGGGCAUCUACUGUGCCUGCUGUUGUAGGUGUCUCAUUUCACCCCAUUAGUUCAAUCAUUCAAUCAUACUUUGCUGCUUUUUGUUUGAGGUCCUUCGAACAACAAGCAAACUAUAACGGGACAAACAAUGACCCAAAGGUUUUAGCAAAACGAAUGGCCAAAACGGUAACCUUUAUUUUUUGUUUACAACUGCAGUGGUUCAUCACGAGAGCUUCGGAUUCGUUUCUUCCCUCCCGCUUUUUGCUAGAUCUCACUUUUGAUUCUGAGAAGAAAAUAGGUACCGCAUUCUUUUGCUGUAUAUUUGUAGCAUUAUUUAUCACACCCAUCAAGCACAUGCGGAUUUUGCCUAUAUUAUUCCAAAUGAUUCCCGCUUUUAAAGAUUGGCUCGAUUGGUUCAGCGAUCGAACAGUUAACGCAAACUUUAUGUUAAUAAUUAUUUAGGAUUCAUAUCGAAACAAAAGUUGUGCAAUAUGUUUUUUAGUUUCACCGCGAUAAAGCAUGAUAGAACCGAUACAUAGGUAACCGAUAAUUUGAUGCAUAUUACCGUACCAGAUUAAUCCACAGUCCGCGCUUGGGUAGUUAAAAUACCUAACCUACACAUAUCUGAGUAAAAUGGCAAAGAACUCAUCAAUCUGUGAUCGUAGAAAUAUGAUCCGAUAUCUAGCACUAGUUUAGUUCGAUUUAAUCUAGCCAAGAUUUUUAGUAUCAAUCAAACCUUUCUCUAGAACCCCGAGCUCCAUCGUGUGCUACAUUCCAUAGAAGCCUCCCAACGGCCACCCAACUUUAAAUCAACUGAACCUUACUCGUGCACAUAUUUUUAUAUAUAUUUUAUUUAAUCGUUCCCAUAGAAGAAACAAUAUCCCUACAGCAGCUACUCAUAGUUCUUCUCAGUUUCGAAGAGUAGCCACUUUAGUAGGCGAGAAAAAGGAGAUCCUGGCUUUGAAAUAUGCUCUCGUGUUGAACCAUUGCUGCUUUUAUGAUUUACCAAGGACUUGAUGAGAAAGCGUAGAUUUUAUUGUAAAUCAUUUUUUUUAUUUUCCUCAACCACCGAAUCUUCCGGGUUUUGAAGCUCGGACCGUGAUCGAUAUCAUCAUCCGCUGUAUGCAAAUAGAAGAUGCCCUCAUCAACGCUUAUUCAUAUGCAGAGAUCGAGGAGGACCGUGGGUCCUGGAGACCACGAAACUAGGCCCAGUACACGACAAAUUAUUCUAGCCAAUGAACUAUUACAAUGAGAAGCGACGCUUGCACUUGUAUCUGGCGUGCAUGUGCCUGACCUUAUGUGUACGCUAUGUAACACGUACUUUUCGUUGAUUUCGUACAAAUUCGUUCAUAUUCAUAAGUCAUUCUUUUUGGGUGUGCGAUACGAUUCAUUUGUCCAUCCCGCACGCACGUAACUGAGAAACUAACUUAACACGUAAUUCAACACUUAACUCAACUGAGUCAAAAGGCGUUAGUGACCACAUUUUCUGUGAUAAUAAAAAAUGAGACAAGCUACGAACAGCUACUAGAUACACCACCCAGCUUACUACAACUCAUCGGAUAUUGAGCUUUAUAUUUUUAAGUUGUACCGAACGGCGAUGGCAAAAAGAAGGAAGGAAGGUUGUAGCGGCAUUUUCCAUGGAAGAGUUUGAAGUUUUCAUACGUUUUAUUUUCUGUGCCUGAUAAACUGUUUAAAAUAUUGUCGCCUUGGAACAAAUGGACGGGCACAUGCACGCCUUAGGCAAUAAGGAACGAACUCUGGACGAACUUAAGUAAUCCGCGAGAAGGAGCAAACGUAUCCCUAAAAACAAACAAUCAGUCAGUCAGUAUGUCCUAACGGAAGUAAAUGGAUUGACGUUGUUUAUUACGUUCGUAAGAUGACUCAAACAAUUUGAAACACUUACUAUCGCGACUGAUACUCGCGGCAAACAUAAACUACAUAAAAAGCAACAAGCAUACAUUAAGCAUAACAACGGGUUGCACCGCAAUCAUUCUAAUACCGCUGCGGCAGCAGCAGCCGACUACAUUACACACUCUAAAACUAGCUAAAUGGGCGCGAAGACAAGCCUCUAGUAGUGGAAGUGGGAGCGGGUGUUUGCGGGACUCGUACCGCCACAGCGCAUUGUGGCGAGAUUUGAUUGGAGGAUGGAACCUACGAGAUAUAUUAUAUAUAUUAUAUUAUACAGCUGUAAGUAACUGGCGACCCGAAAAAAAAACCAUUUAAAGAAAAGCAGAGGUGACCAACCGAGGAAUCUAAAAACACAAAAACAUAUAAAACAAAAUUAUCGAAAAGCACUAAAUAAAAAGGAAGUAAACAAAACAACACCCGACGUUCAUACGGCGUACAUAUUCGUACAGCAUUUCGGCGAUGAUGAUGAUGAUGAUGAUGGACGACAAGAACAACAUAUUCAUAUUUUAUACAAACGAAAAGGGUAAAGAGUCGCGCGAUUUUGGACGGUAUUCGCUCAGGUUGCAGGGAGAAAACAGAAGGCAAAAUGUGGUUCUUGAAAUGGAGUUCAGUGAGCGAUUGUGAAAGAAAUGGAUCGGAGUGUUCGAGAAAAACGGUGGCCGAAAGCAGAAGAAAAAAAAGGAAAAGACACUUAACAGCCACGGUGUCCACCGAUGGCAGACCGGAACCGGAAAGUAAAGGGCAGGCAAAUAAA